GCUCCUCCGGGCGCCCGGCAGCCGCUCCCGGGCCAGGAGGCGGCGGAAGAUGGUGCCCGGGGCCGCGGGCCCUGCUGCCGUUGCUGCUCCCGGCGGAGGAGGUGCUGCUGCUGCCGCCGCCGCCGCCGCCUUGGCCUGUUUGCUAAGUUUAACCAGGAAUGCCAUUCAAUUGCCAAUAUCAAGAAAAGAAAACAUACUAAGUCAGUUUUAAUCUGCGCUUUAAGAAAGGUGGUCACCAUUUUCACAGUGCCUGAAGCAGUUAUACCAGAGUGUGAGAGUUAAGCUCACAGAAGCCAGAGAAAUCAUCAUGAAGUUAUAUGUAUUUCUGGUCAAUACUGGAACGACCCUAACAUUUGAUACUGAACUUACAGUGCAAACUGUGGCUGACCUUAAGCAUGCCAUUUAUAGCAAAUACAAAAUUGCUAUUCAACACCAGGUGCUGGUGGUCAACGGAGGAGAGUGCAUGGCCGCUGAACGAAGAGUGUGCACCUACAGUGCGGGGACGGACACGAAUCCAAUUUUUCUCUUUAACAAAGAAAUGAUCUUAUGCGAUCGUCCACCUACUAUUCCUAAAACAACCUUUUCAACAGAAAAUGACAUGGAAAUAAAAGUUGAAGAGUCUCUUAUGAUGCCUGCAGUUUUUCACACAGUUGCUUCCAGAACACAGCUUGCAGUGGAAAUGUAUGAAGUUGCCAAGAAACUUUGCUCUUUUUGUGAAGGUCUGGUCCAUGAUGAACAUCUUCAGCAUCAAGGCUGGGCUGCCAUCAUGGCCAAUCUGGAGGAUUGUUCAAAUUCAUACCAAAAGCUACUUUUCAAAUUUGAAAAUAUUUAUUCAAGUUAUCUGCAAUCCAUAGAAGACAUCAAGUUAAAACUUACCCAUUUAGGAACUGCAGUUUCAGUCAUGGCCAAGAUCCCACUGCUGGAGUGCCUGACCAGGCAUAGUUACAGGGAAUGUUUGGGAAGACUGCAUUCCUUACCCGAACAGGAAAGCUCAGAAAAAGCUGAGUUGAAAACCUCCACUGAACUGGUGCUCUCUCCUGAUAUGCCUAGAACAACGAACAAAUCCUUGUUGACCUCAUUUCACAAGUCAAUGGAACACGUAGCCCAGGAUACAACAGAUGCUGAAUGUGGGAAAGAAAUUCAGGAAUCUUGCCAGACUGUUCUCCAGAAGGACGAAAACGUCCUGGAUACUAAAGAGGGGGAUCUGCCUUUUUUUAAUGUUUCUUUGUUAGACUGGAUAAAUGUACAAGAUAGACCCAAUGAUGUGGAGUCUUUGGUCAGGAAGUGUUUUGAUUCUAUGAGCAGGCUCGAUCCGAGGAUUAUUCGACCAUUUAUAGCAGAGUGCCGUCAAACUAUUGCCAAACUUGAUAAUCAGAAUAUGAAAGCUAUCAAAGGGCUUGAGGAUCGCCUGUAUGCCCUGGAUCAGAUGAUCGCUAGCUGCAGCCGCCUGGUGAAUGAACAGAAAGAACUUGCUCAGGGAUUUUUAGCUAAUCAAAUGAGAGCUGAAAACUUGAAAGAUGCAUCUGUGUUACCGGAUUUGUGCCUGAGUCAUGCAAAUCAGUUGAUGAUUAUGUUACAGAAUCAUAGAAAACUCUUGGAUAUUAAACAGAAGUGUACCACUGCCAAACAAGAACUAGCUAAUAAUCUGCAUGUCAGAUUGAAGUGGUGUUGCUUUGUAAUGCUUCACGCUGAUCAGGAUGGAGAAAAACUGCAGGCUUUGCUUCGCCUAGUCAUAGAGCUGCUGGAAAGAGUCAGAAUUGUUGAAGCUUUAAGUACAGUUCCUCAAAUGUACUGUUUAGCUGUUGUUGAGGUUGUAAGGAGAAAAAUGUUCAUAAAACACUACAGGGAGUGGGCUGGUGCUUUAGUCAAGGAUGGAAAGCGAUUAUAUGAAGCCGAAAAGUCAAAAAGGGAAUCUUUUGGAAAAUUAUUUAGGAAAUCUUUCUUAAGAAAUCGUUUGUUUAGGGGAUUGGACUCCUGGCCUUCAUCCUUUUGUACUCAGAAGCCCCGAAAGUUUGACUGUGAACUUCCAGAUAUUUCAUUAAAAGAUUUACAGUUCCUGCAAUCAUUUUGUCCUUCAGAAGUUCAGCCAUUCCUCAGGGUCCCUUUACUUUGUGACUUUGAACCUCUACACCAGCAUGUUCUUGCUCUACAUAAUUUGGUAAAAGCAGCACAAAGUUUGGAUGAAAUGUCACAGACCAUUACAGAUCUACUGAGUGAACAAAAGGCAUCCACGAGUCAAACUUCCCCACAUUCGGCUUCCUCUCCCCGGAUAGAAAAUGCGACAGGAAUUACAACUGCUACCUCACCAAAAUCUCCUCCUCCACUCACUGUUCAGGAUCCUCUGUGUUCUACAGUAUGUCCCUUAGAAGAAUUAUCUCCAGAUAGCAUCGAUGCACAUACAUUUGAUUUUGAAACUAUCCCCCACCCAAACAUAGAGCAGACAAUUCGCCAAGCUUCAUUAGACUUGGAUUCAUUAGCAGAGAGCCCCGAAUCUGAUUUUAUGUCUGCAGUGAAUGAGUUUGUAAUAGAAGAAAAUUUGUCAUCUCCUAACCCUAUAAGUGAUCCACAAAGUCCAGAAAUGAUGGUAGAAUCACUUUAUUCAUCAGUUAUCAAUGCAAUAGACAGUAGACGUAUGCAGGAUACAAAUGUGUGUGGCAACGAGUCGUCGGGAGACCAUUCUUCUCUAAAUAUUCAGUUAGAAAAGUGUAGAGUGGUUGCCCAAGACUCUCACUUCAGCAUAAAAACUAUUAAGGAAGACCUUUGUCACUUCAGAACAUUUGUGCAAAAGGAACAGUGUGACUUUUCAAACUCUUUAAAAUGCACAGCAGUUGAAAUCAGGAACAUUAUUGAAAAAGUAAAAUGCUCUCUGGAAGUAACACUAAAUGAAAAACAUCAAAAAGAACUGCAGUCGGUAAAGAGUGAAUAUGAAGAUAAACUUGAGACACUAGUAAAGGAGAGCGAAGAAAAUGAAAACAAAAUAAAAAAAUUAAAAGGAGAAUUAGUAUGCCUGGAGGAGGUUUUACAAAAUAAAGAUAAUGAGUUUUCUUUGAUUAAACAUGAAAAGGAAGCUGUCAUCUACUUACAGAAUGAAAAGGAACAGAAGUUGUUAGAAAUGGAAAAUAUAAUGCAUACCCAAAAUUGUAAAAUUAAUGAACUGAAACAGUCACGAGAGUUGGUUUUAGAAGACUUAAAGAAAGCUCAUGUUGAAAAUGACGAGAAGAUUCAGCUGUUGAGGGCUGAGUUUCAGAGCUUAGAGCAGAGUCAUCUAAAGGAAUUAGAGGACACGCUGCAUGUCAGGCACACUCAGGAGUUUGAAAAGGUGAUUACCGACCACAAAGUUUCUUUGGAGGAAUUGAAGAAGGAAAAUAAACAAAGAAUUGAUCAGAUACAGGAGUCUCAUGCCACCAUCAUUCAGGAAAAAGAACAACAGCUCCAGGAAUUAAAGCUGAAGGUGUCGGAUUUGUCAGAUAUGAGAUGCAAAUUAGAGGUUGAACUUGCAUUAAAGGAAGCAGAAGCUGAUGAAAUUAAAAUCCUACUGGAAGAAAACAAAGCACAACAGAAGGAGACCUUAAAGUCUCUCCUUGUACAAGAGACAGAAAAUUUGAGAACAGAAAUAAGUAAACUCAAUCAGAAGAUAGAGGACAAUAAUGAGAAUUAUCAGGUGGGUUUGGAAGAGUUAAGAACUUUGAUGACAAUUGAAAAAGAUCAUUGCAUUUCAGAGUUGAUUAAUAGACACGAAGAAGAAUCUAAUAUGCUCAAAGCUGAAUUAAGUAAAGUAACAUCUCUGCACCACCAAGCAUUUGAAAUAGAAAAGAAAUUGAAAGAAGAAAUAAUGGAACUGCAGAGAAAAUUGGACUCAGAAUUGAAGGCUCUUGAAAAACAGAAAGACGAAAAAAUGGUUCAGCAAGAAGAGAAGUAUGAAGCUAUCAUCCGAAAACUUGAGAAGGACAAAGAGGGAUUUGUCGUGAGCCAGGAGCAAGACCGAGAACAGUUAAUUCAGAAGCUUACUUGUGAAAAAGAAGCAGCCAUUCAGGCUGCCCUAAAAGAAUUUAAGUUGGAGAGAGAGGCUGUUGAGAAAGAACUAGUAGCAAAAGUUAAGCACCUUGAGACUCAAAUAGCAAAAAGUCCUGCGAUUGAGUCUGCCGGAGAAGAUUCUUCAAGCUUAGUAGCUGAACUACAAGAAAAGCUUCAGGAAGAAAAGGCUAAGUUUUUAGAACAGCUUGAAGAGCAGGAGAAAAGAAAGAAUGAGGAAAUGCAAAAUGUCCGGACAUCUUUGAUUGCAGAACAGCAGACCAAUUUUAACACUGUUUUAACAAGAGAAAAAAUGAGAAAAGAAAACAUAAUUAAUGAUCUUAGUGAUAAAUUGAAAAGCACAAUGCAGCAGCAAGAGCGAGAUAAAGAUUUGAUAGAGUCGCUGUCGGAGGACCGAGCUCGUUUACUUGAGGAAAAGAAAAAGCUUGAAGAAGAAGUCAGUAAGCUGCGCAGUAGCAGUUUGGUUCCUCCGUCAUAUGGAGCAACAGCCCCUGAACUAUGUGGAGCUUGUGCACCUGAACUUCCCUGUGAAGCUGAGAGAUUAGCCACGGAGGUCGCAGAUGAAGGAAGGAUCGAUUCAGCGAUGGAGACGAGCAUGAUGUCUGUGCAGGAAAAUAUUCAUAUGCUCUCUGAAGAAAAACAGAGAAUAAUGCUGUUAGAACGAACUUUACAGUUGAAAGAAGAAGAAAACAAGCGGUUAAAUCAAAGACUGAUGUCUCAGAGCAUGUCUUCAGUAUCUUCAAGGCAUUCUGAAAAGAUAGCUAUUAGAGAUUUUCAGGUGGGAGAUUUAGUGCUCAUCAUCCUAGACGAACGCCAUGACAAUUACGUAUUAUUUACUGUCAGUCCGACCCUGUACUUCCUCCAUUCAGAGUCUCUGCCUGCCCUGGAUCUUAAACCAGGUGAGGGUGCUUCAGGUGCAACGAGAAGACCCUGGGUGCUUGGGAAAGUAAUGGAAAAGGAAUAUUGUCAAGCCAAAAAGGCACAAAACAGAUUUAAAGUUCCUUUGGGGACAAAGUUUUACAGAGUAAAAGCUGUGUCGUGGAAUAAGAAAGUAUAACUUAUGAGGGAGAAAAAUCAAUAUGUUCUGUGACAUUUUUCUGAUUUGUUCUUUAGUGCUUAUUCAUCACUCCAAAAAUAGCAGUCCAUCUUUUUAUACAAAAGUCAACAAUAUACUUCAUUGGUAUAAUAUCAUUUACUUUUUAACUGGCUACAUUUUAGGAAAAAUAAAUUUGUCAAAGCCCAUGACUGAAUUAAAAUGGUUUCGGUUUCGAUUUUGUCUUUUUUACCCAAAUAACUAGCCAUGCGGACCAAACUAGUUCAUUUUCUCAAAGGGCAUACCCUGUGCAUUGAGGCUUAGAAUUAGCCAUAUUAGUUGCCUGUUACAUAAACACAUUAGCUUGAACUUAGGUAUUAAUGUUAGUUAUUACCAGCAUUUGUCCUUUUGUGAAAUCAGUAUCAGAAAACUUGCACUCUUUAACACAUUCUUUAUAAGAUGUGUCAAUUCUUCAAAACUACUUAAAGGAGGAGUGUUAUUGCAUGCAGAUAAUCAUAAUUUUGAGUUUGCCUCUGUAGAUUACUAAAGCAAAUGGUUUUAUUUUUUUAAAUGCCCUUUGAUGUUUGAGAUCAUAAAGAAACUCAAAUUUGGCUUGGCUGCUUUUAAAAUCAGCCAUAAGAAGCAAUCUUUAAAAGCACUUUUCGAUGGAUUGGUCACGAGUUUUAAAGGGAAAAGUCUGCUUUUGAGUUUCAAAUGCAGCACUCAUACUUUCCCAACAUCUUCGUUAUUUUGUUUAGAAUAUAAUCAUAUUGGUGGAGUUGUAAUUCAUGGUUAAGUUUCCAGAAAAAAAAUUCAUUGUACAUUAACCAUUUAGAGAUCACUUAACAAAAUAUUGUAUUGUAAAAGACAUGUAGAAUUUUAAAACAAUAAAGAUUUGAACCUGUAAAUGUGUGUGCCUUUUAAGGGAGGAUGCAUUUUUAAUAUAUUUGAGUGAUUGGUGGGAAGUGUGACAUUUGUAUCAUAUGAAAAGAGAACAUGUUUAUUAUAAAAAUGUACUUUACAUACUAUGUAACAGGGUGAAACAGUAUUAUGUAGACAAGUAUUGUGUAAAUUAGAUCUUUUAGACAAGUUGCCAUUGAGCGGAGGUGUUUAAAUGAGUUCAGCUGGUUAAGAUUUGUUUCAGAUUUGUUGCUAGAGAACAGUAAUAAAAUGAUUCUUUUUCAAAAAUAUAAAAAUACGUUAACUAUUUUUAAGUUGUGUAUCUAGUACAGAAAAUGGAAAAAGGAUCAAUGGUGUAUAGAAAACAGAAUUUGACAACAUAUUAAUGAAUAAAUGAAGAAAUGAUAUGUUUAUAUUCAAUCCUUCAGUGACAUCUUUAUGCAAAAUAUAAAAGCAAUAAAUUACUUUUUUAUGGA
Messenger RNA from Suncus etruscus (white-toothed pygmy shrew), 6441 nucleotides. It is a transcript of the gene RB1CC1, whose product is annotated as RB1 inducible coiled-coil 1. Lineage: Eukaryota; Metazoa; Chordata; Mammalia; Eulipotyphla; Soricidae. Gene Ontology annotation, cellular component: extrinsic component of membrane; phagophore assembly site membrane; Atg1/ULK1 kinase complex. The transcript is spliced from 24 exons. Gene Ontology annotation, biological process: autophagy of mitochondrion; autophagy of peroxisome; piecemeal microautophagy of the nucleus. The coding region runs from base 308 to 5089 and encodes 1593 amino acids. The record is from RefSeq and is a predicted model, not a curated record. Gene Ontology annotation, molecular function: protein kinase binding; molecular adaptor activity.